Aspergillus steynii IBT 23096 is the source of this 453-nucleotide messenger RNA. RefSeq lists its product as uncharacterized. The transcript is spliced from 2 exons. The record is from RefSeq and is a predicted model, not a curated record. Lineage: Eukaryota; Fungi; Ascomycota; Eurotiomycetes; Eurotiales; Aspergillaceae. Bases 1 to 453 code for a protein of 150 amino acids.
AUGGAAGUCGCCCCCGAAAACGUCCCGGAAGGUUGGACGAACGACCCUGAGCGUCUCAACCGCACUUUCCGCCCUAAUUCCAGAGAGCUUUAUCUAGCGCGAUGCCACGGACUGGAAGGGGUCAGACCUGUUUUGGUGAACACGCCUAGUUCCGGAGAAAUGGGCUUUAUUAUCACGUCCGGCGGCCAUUAUUAUAUUGGGGAUAAGAUGGGUGACUACAUAUACGAGAUAAAAAAGCCAAACACCCUACCAGCCAUUGUGCGUGUCAUGGCCGAGGAAGGAGAAAAAGCGUUGAAAUGUAGGAAGUUGAAGUUUGUGGAGUGGGUUCGGAUGGACUCCCCCGAGCCCCCUGUGGAAUCUGAAGGGCCAAGGCUGUUUGUUCCUUAUUCUGAGCAACUUCACGGUCGGAGUGGCUGCUGCAGAGUAAAGGAUUGCGUUGCUCGUGAUUCAUAG